This is a messenger RNA of Symbiodinium sp. CCMP2456, 1155 nucleotides long. Lineage: Eukaryota; Dinophyceae; Suessiales; Symbiodiniaceae. The record is from the annotation of a GenBank genome assembly.
GUCUUGACGCUCGGCGCCAAAGGUGCGCCAGAGGAUGAAGAUGCUGCAGAUGUGCUUCCGACCGACGUCUUGGCCUCGAAUGAGACAAGGCGAUACGCAGUGUGCGGACACACUUGGCACGGGCUGCAGCUCGUUGACUACGCCUUCCUCGCUCUGACGGCCUACAUCAGCCCUUCAGAGAAGAACGCGAUGCCGGAGCUCCUCCGGCAUCUGUUUCCACAGAUGGAGGUUUCGAUCCGCGAGCUUCAGCGCGAGGAGCAGCAGAGGCGAUGGCUCGAAUUCCAGGUUCGCCGCUGCGAGCCCCAGAAGGGCUACUGGCCCUCCUGGCAGGAAGGCACCUGCCGCAACUUGACGGUGGUCAGCGUCAGCGGCACGGACAUCAGCCGAAUUGCGGACUACGCUGAGAACAUGCGAAUGUGGACCGAGCCGGUCUCCCUCGCGAUCCUGGCCACCGUCUUCCCGACGAUCAGGAUUUGGCCAAGGGACUCCGCGGCACUGGUCAUCCGGACCAUCCACGACAUCCUAGGUGGCUUGGGCUUGGCAGACAACCAGUGGCACUACAGCGAGAUCCUGGAGCACGUGCGGUCGCUGCCGCGGGAUCAGGAAGUCGUCGUUACCGGCCACUCUCUGGGAGGUGGGAUUGCCUUGGUAGUCGGAGCUUUGGCAGAUCGGCAAGCGGUGGCCAUCCAGCCACCAGGCGUGUACCACUCUCUCGCCAAGCACGAGGCGCAGCAGCGUUCGUUCCUGGGCGGCCAGGCACUCCACCAGAGGAGCGUUUCCCUGGUCUUCGAGGGUGACUGGAUUCAGAAUUUCGAUGGUCACGGAGGUCUUGUGCAGACCAUGCUGUGCGACCAGACGCGAAAAAGCAUCGCAGUAGGGUGCCACCUUCUGGAAGGCGCCAUUUGCCACCUGCUGCGUCACUGUGGUGACGACGCCGGUCGCUUUGGCUCCUGCAGGCAUGAGUACCAGCCGGGCAACACCGCAUUGAGCAUCGCGCAGUUCGUUUUGGAAUUUUUGUGCGCGAGCUUUCAGUCGUCCUACUUUCAUUCGGACUUCCAGCCCACGCUGGUGGUCGCAAUGGGAGUUUCGAUGGUGGUCGUCCUUCGCCACGGCGCGCCGCCUAUGCUGCGCUCCGUGGGACUUGUGUCCGGAUGA